AUGUCUUCCGGUGGUAAAGGAAAGUCCUCUUCCGAAACUAAAUCUUCUUCCCGAUCUUCCAAGGCCGGUCUUCAAUUCCCUGUCGGUCGUAUCCACAGACUCUUGAAGAGAGGUAACUACGCCCAACGAGUUGGAUCCGGUGCUCCCGUCUACCUCGCUGCCGUCCUUGAAUAUCUCGCCGCUGAAAUCCUCGAAUUGGCCGGUAACGCCGCCCGAGACAACAAGAAGUCUCGUAUCGUCCCCAGACACUUGCAACUCGCCGUCCGAAACGAUGAAGAAUUAAACAAAUUGCUCGGUUCAGUCGUCAUCUCCCAAGGUGGUGUCCUUCCUCACAUCAUGGCCGAACUCCUCCCAGCCAAGACCAAAGGAAAGGCCAAGGCUUCUCAAGAAGUAUAA
Molecule: messenger RNA, 396 nt
Organism: Kwoniella botswanensis
Lineage: Eukaryota; Fungi; Basidiomycota; Tremellomycetes; Tremellales; Cryptococcaceae
Product: histone H2A
Exons: 3
Coding region: 1-396 (131 amino acids)
Biological process (GO): heterochromatin formation
Cellular component (GO): nucleosome; chromatin
Molecular function (GO): structural constituent of chromatin; DNA binding; protein heterodimerization activity
Source: RefSeq, a predicted model, not a curated record